Zasmidium cellare ATCC 36951 is the source of this 2292-nucleotide messenger RNA. RefSeq lists its product as uncharacterized. Bases 1 to 2292 code for a protein of 763 amino acids. The record is from RefSeq and is a predicted model, not a curated record. Gene Ontology annotation, cellular component: microtubule; membrane; cytoplasm. Gene Ontology annotation, molecular function: GTPase activity; GTP binding; microtubule binding. The transcript has 3 exons. Lineage: Eukaryota; Fungi; Ascomycota; Dothideomycetes; Mycosphaerellales; Mycosphaerellaceae.
AUGGUACGGAAGAAAGCAUCGCAGGUUGAUGCGAUGAGCGACGAUGGUCAAGCUCCAACAACCACCAUUUCGCUCAACGACCUGCUCGGUGACGAAUGCGUGAACGCACUUGAUCUGGUCGACGAGCUUCGCUCAUGCGGCCUCGACUCUAUCUUCCAGCUUCCACAGCUUGUUGUCUGUGGCGACCAGUCUGCCGGAAAGAGCUCAGUCCUGGAAGCACUCACCGAAGUCCCGUUCCCGACCAAAGAGAACUUGUGCACCAGGUUCGCAACGCAGAUUGUGAUACGCCGCAGCAGCUCUGAGGCCAUCCGCACAAAGAUCAUCCCAGAUGACAGAUUGGGCCCCCAAGAGAAAGCACAUAUGGGCGAAUUCGAUCGAACCAUCCAAGACUUUGCGGAGUUACCGGCGCUGAUCGACGCGGCAACCGAACACAUGGGCUUGAACAAGCCUAUCCAGGCUCAGGGCAAGACCAACACGAACAGCAGCAAGCAGAAAUUCAAGGCCUUUUCCCGCAAUGUUCUUAGCGUUGAGAUUGAAGGCCCCGACCGGCGACCUCUCACACUCGUGGAUCUUCCUGGCUGGAUCAACACGCCUACCAUGCAUCACACUGAGGAGGAUAUGAAGCUGAUCCAGCAGCUCAUUGGAGAUUACAUCAAGCAAGAGCGCACCGUCAUUCUUGCCGUCAUAUCAGCCAAGAGCGAUCUCGCUACUCAGACCAUCUUGACGAAAUGCCAGGAAGUCGACCCAAAUGGCCGUCGUACUCUUGGCAUCAUUACCAAGCCAGACACUGUGCCGGCUGGUUCUGACUCCGAGAAAGACUGGCUUGAGGUUGCGAGGAACAGGAACAUUCCACUCGAGCUAGGCUGGCACAUACUUAAGAAUCGAUCUUACGAGGAGCGUCGUGUGAGCUUUGAGUCUCGCAAUAAGAUCGAGAAAGACUUCUUCAAGCGCGGCGCCUACAAGACGAUUCCCCCGAACGCGAAAGGCAUCGACGCUCUUGGAGAGCGCGUGAGUGAGCUGCUGUACGACAUCCUCAAGCGAGAGCUCCCUAAGCUCCUCACUGAAGCCGAUGCGAGGUACCACGAGACGGUGAACGAGCUGAAGCAGCUCGGACAGCAGCGGUCCACGUUGGACGAGCAGAGAAAGGUCCUCACGUCCGCAAGCGUCGACUUCUUCCAGAUCGUUCAGAAUGCGUAUGAUGGUUCCUUCAAAGGCGCCUUCUUCGGCAAUCGAUCGCUGGAGGGAUACAGAUUUCUGCGAUCCACUGUAGCUGGAUAUCAGGAGGAGUUCACUGCACAAAUGCAGAUGUACGGCGCCAAGUUCCGCAUCUACGAGACCCAAGAUUCAGGUGGAACUCACAAGCCCGAUUCAAUUGAGCGCACCUUGUCCGAGCAAUACAAGUUUGCUAGAAAGCUCCAGAAAGAGAUGAAGCGGGGAGAAGUUGAUGAGUGGGCGAUGAGCGUCUAUCUUUCGACGCGUGGUCUGGAUCUCCCUGGCACCUUCGACUCCGCGCUUGUGGGACGCCUCUUCCAGGAGAUGUCCGCGCACUGGGACGAGAUUGCCCAGGAGCAUAUCACGAUCAUCGACACUCUUUGCCGCCAGCUCGUCAAAGCUGCCAUCCAUUUCGCUACUUCAGACGAUCUGGCCAAGAACAUCUGGAAGCGCUUAGACCUGGUCUUGAAGCGUCGCUUUGGUAACGCUCACCGCGAGUUGAAGAGACUGAUCGAUGACAAGAAUGGCCCGUUGACGAUCUACGACCCUUACUACGCCGACACGGUGCAGCGCCUUCACGACCACAAGAUCAACAACGAGCUAGAGCAGGCCAAAGCCUUGGCCGUGCAUCCGCCAGCAAACGCGACCUCGACGACGGUGUUCGGCCUCCAGCAUCAGAGUCAACCACUACAGCAGAUGCGGAAGCUGGACAACAAUGUCCUGGCUGCUCGAAAGGCAGUAGACCACAUGAUUGUCAUCCUCAACAAGCGCCUCGAGACGUUCGCAGAGAACGUCACUCAACAAGUCAUCGAGCGCAACCUCCUAAAGGACCUCGCAGAGGCCACCUUCUCUCCCAAGAUCGUGCAGAAGUAUACCGACGAGAUGGUCAGCGAGCUUGCGGUUGAGUCGAAGUUCGUCACCUUGAAGCGAACUCAGCUCGAGCAUUACAGGGGCAUCCUCGAGAAGAGCAAGAAUGCUGUCGACAAGCUCCUCAACCCUCACAAGCGCCGAGCCACAGAGCUCCUCGAGGAUGAAGAUGACCCCAGCGUGCCGUACUCCAAGCGUGCUGCCUUGGAGUGA